This is a messenger RNA of Rhinolophus ferrumequinum (greater horseshoe bat), 17380 nucleotides long. It is a transcript of the gene LPP, whose product is annotated as LIM domain containing preferred translocation partner in lipoma. The transcript is spliced from 13 exons. The record is from RefSeq and is a predicted model, not a curated record. Lineage: Eukaryota; Metazoa; Chordata; Mammalia; Chiroptera; Rhinolophidae. The coding region runs from base 1962 to 3806 and encodes 614 amino acids. Gene Ontology annotation, cellular component: stress fiber; focal adhesion. Gene Ontology annotation, biological process: cell-cell adhesion.
UUAAAAAAUUGUCACCAAAUCCCAAAAAGAACCAAGUUUUGGAAGUUUCAUGAGUAGUUAUUUGCAGUGUAUUCUCAACAUUCAUGACUGGGAAUUAGGUCCUGCUGGAGGUCAGGGUCUCCUGGUUGGAUGGAUACAUCAUGGGAUUAGUCAGGUGACCUGGCUAGGCAGAGGUGAGUUCAGGUGCUUUUGUGUUGGGCAAGUCACUUUACCAGAGUUUCUAUCUCUGAUGUGAAAGGGGGACUAUAGUUUGUCCUAUAACAUGAAGAUCUAAUAAACCACUGAGGGAGAACUAAUUAUGUGCUGAGGUGAGGGAUUCUUAUUGUAGAUAUUAAUAGGAUACAAAUUCAAGGAAACAAAGCCUCCAGCCUUGGAACGCCUUUCAGGCAAUGGCUGCUGCACAUUAUAACCCCUCUACAGUAAAUGGUGGUUUUCAUGGUUGCUCACAUUUACAAAUGUCAGAGGAAAAAAAAAUCCCUCAAACUUUCCAAGAACAGGCCUGCCUUUAUUCAAACCAGUUCACCCAGUUCGCUGAUUUUUUUUUUUUUUUUUUUUUUGAGCUAUAGGCAGAGUAAGCUUUCUGGGCUUCCAGAUAGAUCUGGGGGAAUGAAUGUUCAACUUCCAGGGGUUCCUUUAUUUGAGCACAGAACAGAGAAAGUAGCCCUGAAACAACUGACUCUCUGCUAUUCAGGGCUGUCAAUAAGACCUUCCAGGAACUGACUCCCAGGUCAAGGGAAGCUCCAAAUCUCUUCAUCCAUUGGGUGGUCCGUGUGUUCCGCUGACAUAUAACCUAAUUCAUUGUUCAGUGGGAAGGAGGGAGUAAGGGCCCUGCCUAGAGGCGGGAACACCGCUGGGAGUCUGAGUACGCGGGUCCUGCGCCUGGAUUCGUGGUGUGUAUGACUUUGUAUAAGUCAUUUCUCCUCCAGAGCUUCACUUUUUUCAUGUGUAAAGUGGAAGGUUUGGAAGCUGAUUUUUGCCCGCUCUGACAUCCAGUACAUAUUGAGUUGGCAGGGAAUCCAGGGCGGGGCUCAGGAGCCACAUCUCAAAAGGGGAUUCCAGGGAAGGAUCUCUGCUGCUCAGGCUCAGCGCCCUAACUUGGCGCUUUAAGAGCAGACGCAGGUUCUGUCAUUUCUUCAGCCCCUCAAGUUGGCCACUUCCUCCUGCUACGUCUUCUUCCUCUUCCUGCAGUGCAGGCAAAGCCCCCACACCUCCCUCUUUUCCUUCCUCCUUUGAAAGCUCCCUGCAUCCCCGCGUCUCCACCUCUUUCUCCCAAGAAAUAAAAUGCCCCUUGUGAGCCCACCUUUUGGCCAAACCACUGCCGGCUGCGAGCACCCCCUCCUCCGCCAGGCGAGCGUCGCUCGGCGGCCCCGCGGGCACCCGCCUUCCCAUACCUUACAUGGACAAAUGCGUGCAGGCAAAGUCAGGAAUUCAGGCCCCUGACGUCAGCUUCCAGCUCUCAGGGCACCGCACGGGAGACCAAGGGGGAGGGGGUGGGGACGGUGGGGAGGAAGGAGGGGGAAAGGCACCAACCAGCAGCCGCUCCAGCCCUGCCGAAGUUUCACUUUUUGUCUGUGGGUUCGCUCCCGGGCCCCGCGCGAGCUUUCCCGGGAUAUAAGUAGCUUUAGCGAGCGGGGGACAGCUGGGCGCUGCAAGAUAUUGAAGAGAAUCCUGGCAACUAGCGUGGUCUGAAGGAAGGCAGACCAGCGCCUGUACUCUCCGAGCUCUUUGGGUGCCUCUAGCUCCCAGGGGACCUGCAUCAGGACCUGAGGUGGGAUCAUUGAGACUCAGAAACAGAAUCGAAGACAGAAUCCAGUCACGUGGUUCUCAGUCUAGAACUCUCUUUCAUUGUUCUGGGCACUCAUCGGAGGGAAGAUAUUUUUCUUCAGUUGACACUAGCAUUGCAGUUUGCUGAACCCUGUGUCCGUUGACCAUUCCAAAAGCUAUCAGCUGAGAUUCCAACAAUGUCUCACCCAUCUUGGCUACCACCCAAAAGCACUGGUGAGCCCCUUGGCCAUGUACCUGCACGGAUGGAGACGACCCAUUCCUUUGGAACUCCCAGCAUUUCAGUGUCCACACAACAGCCACCUAAGAAGUUUGCACCAGUAGUUGCUCCAAAGCCUAAAUACAACCCCUAUAAGCAACCUGGAGGUGAAGGUGAUUUUCCUCCACCCCCACCCCCACCUCUAGAGGAUGCCGGUGCUCUUCCAUCUGGCUCUGGAAACUUCCCUCCUCCACCACCCCUUGAUGAAGGUGCUUUCAGGGCACAGGGAAAUCCUGGAGGCAAGACCCUUGAGGAGAGACGCUCUAGCCUGGAUGCUGAGAUUGACUCCUUGACCAGCAUUUUAGCUGACCUUGAGUGCAGCUCCCCCUACAAGCCCCGGGCUCCACAGGGCUCUACUAGUGCAACAGCUUCUCCUCCAGUCUCUACCCCUGUCACUGGACACAAGAGAAUGGUCAUACCAAACCAACCCCCUCUAACAGCAACCAAAAAGUCUACAUUGAAACCACAGCCUGCACCUCAGGCUGGACCCAUCCCUGUGGCUCCGAUUGGAACACUAAAACCCCAGCCUCAGCCAGUGCCAGCCUCCUACACUACAGCAUCCACCCCUUCAAGGCCUACCUUCAACGUGCAAGUGAAGUCGGCCCAGCCCAGCUCUCAUUACAUGGCUGCUCCUUCACCAGGACAAUUUUAUGGCCCAGGGCCAGGGCCACAGGGCUAUAAUCCUCAACCAGUUCCUAUUUCAGGGCAGUGUCCACCUCCUUCAACACGAGGAGGCAUGGAUUAUACAUAUAUUCCACCACCAGGACUUCAGCCUGAGCCUGGGUAUGGGUAUGGCCCCAACCAAGGACGCUAUUAUGAAGCCUAUUGCCCAGCAGGGCCUGCCUACGGGGGCAAACAUGACUCCGAUCCUGCCUAUGGUCAGCAAGGUCACCCCAAUACCUGGAAGCGGGAACAAGGAUACACUCCCUCUGGAACAGGGAGCCAGAACCCUACUGGGAUGUAUCCAGUCGCUGGUCCCAAGAAGACCUAUAUCACAGAUCCUGUUCCAGCCCCCUGUGCGCCACCACUGCAACCAAAGGGUGGACAAACUGGGACAAAGGGGCCUCCAGCAGUUACCGCCUCAUUCCGCCCAGAAGAUGAGCUGGAGCACCUGACCAAGAAGAUGCUGUAUGACAUGGAAAACCCUCCUGCCGAUGAAUACUUUGGCCGCUGUGCUCGCUGUGGGGAAAAUGUAGUGGGGGAAGGGACUGGAUGCACUGCCAUGGAUCAGGUCUUCCACGUGGAUUGUUUUACUUGCAUCGUCUGCAACAACAAGCUCCGAGGGCAGCCCUUCUAUGCGGUGGAGAAGAAAGCCUACUGUGAGCCCUGCUACAUUAAUACCCUGGAGCAGUGCAGCGUGUGCUCCAAACCCAUCAUGGAGCGCAUUCUCCGAGCCACUGGGAAGGCCUAUCACCCUCACUGCUUUACCUGUGUGAUGUGCCACCGCAGCCUGGACGGCAUCCCAUUCACCGUGGAUGCUGGCGGCCUCAUCCACUGCAUCGAGGACUUCCACAAGAAAUUUGCCCCCCGAUGUUCGGUGUGCAAGGAGCCUAUCAUGCCAGCCCCAGGCCAGGAAGAGACUGUCCGGAUCGUGGCUCUGGAUCGCGAUUUCCAUGUUCAUUGCUACCGGUGUGAGGAUUGUGGUGGUCUCCUGUCUGAAGGAGAUAACCAAGGCUGCUACCCUCUGGAUGGACACAUCCUCUGCAAGACCUGCAACUCGGCCCGCAUCAGAGUGCUGACUGCCAAGGCUAGCACUGAUCUCUAAAUUCAGUGGCCCGUCUAGCUGAUUAGUUGGUGGCACUGAGAAGAAUGAAAUACAAGAAAAAAUAUAAGAAAAGAAGUAGGAAAAUAGAGGAAAGGCAAUCAAGCUAUGGGAUGGUCUCUGUUCUUCAUCUACUGGUAACCUUUCUGUAGAAACACGUAGAUUAUGAGAUUUUUUUUUUUUUUAAUUCUUACCAAAUACACAUUUCACAUUUAAUCAUGUAGGACCUUGAUGGCCUUUGUUUCCAAGGACUUCCACAUUUUUACACAGAUUAUGUUCCAUCCCAUUCACUUCUGCAUUCCUGUGACUUUUAAUCCCUAUGUUUGUCUCACUUUUCAUCUGGUUGAAUGGCUUUUUUUAGUGUGGUAUUUGCUGUCACAGUUUUUCUUGGGUGAGUCUGCCAACUCACAGGUGCUUUUAGGCUUGAAGGCUCCAUCCUAUUACUUCCACGUUGCUUGUGAUCAUAAAAGACAUCCUUGCUUUCUUUGUGUAUUGAAAAGUAUAGCUUUCUGUUUCUCUAAACUGGUCAUGUACCUUGGGGGAAAAAAAACUCACAGUUUUUAUGUUAGGUUAUAAAGAAUUUAAGCUGUAAAUUACAUGGGUUCAAACAAGCCCAAAUUUACUUUGCAGCCAUCCAAAUUCAAAAUCUAUAGUGACCAGUGGUUGGGGCUCAUUUGAAAAUAGAUACUAGUGAAAGAGAUUCAAACUUCAAUCUUUUUCUGAAGAAAUUACAGGUGGGAUAUAAUGGGUACUGCAUUUUAGGGGUAUGUUUAAAAAGUCCAUUAUCAUCCCACAAUAUUCUCUUAAAAUUUCCCUUUUCCGUAUUGGCUGGACAUAAUAAAACAGACAAACUUAGUUUUCUCUGGAAUAUAACAUUUUCUAUACUGUCUAUUAUUGUUCAAUAUCAGUAAUAUUGACAAGUUUUUUUCUAAUAUUCAAACAUGACUACCAAAAUUGACUCUUUUUGAUAGUGAAAAAUAUCUAUAAGGAGCAGUUCAAAUUGUAUUUUUUUCCCCCCAGGACCAAGUCCUUUCUGCCUGACAAUUGCAAAUCAGGGCACACAAAAUAAAAUUGUGUAGUUUUGUUUAAUUUGCUUUAAAAAGCCAGGAAAACUUAAAAAGAUUGUGAAACCACAGUUUCAUUAUUCUCUUAAUCCUUCUGCAACUCAAAUUACUUAUUGCAGGAGACAUUUUCAUAUCAUUGAUGUGACAUUUACACCACACUUUCAAAGGCAAUCACUGAAAAAAAAAAUGCCUUUCUGAGCUAAAAAUAUGCAAAGUCUCUGCCUGGAAUCUUUAUUCAAACUACUGGGCAGUGAAAUGCUUACUUACCAACUGUAGAACCACACACUUUGUCAGGUUCUAACAUGUUUCUUUUAAGGAGAGACACCUAUCUUAAUAAUGGCAGGCUGCUGUUUUUUAAACGAAUCAAGUAUUUUGGAUUGAGAUUUCUUAAACUUGACUUCAAAUCUUCCACAAGUAUAUGCUUUUAAAUUAUGAAAUAUUUUAAAUAUACACAAAAGUAUAAAUAAUAAUAUAAUGAAUCCCUAUAUAUAUGUAACACCACCCACCUUAAGAAAUCAAAUAUAACAAAUAUAAUUACAUUUCCCUGUGUACCUUUCCCUGACUCCAUAAGUAUCUUUUUCAUGAUUAUAAAGUGACAGCCAUUAUAAAUAUUUUUAAUGCAACUUUUUAAAAUUUUUAUUUUUAACACCCAGAACAGAAAUAAAAAAUUAUUUGUGCAUGUUUUCAAUUUCAACCCAUGCCUUAGAAAUUUCAAUUACAUGUAUUUUACUUUAGUAAGAAUAAUCAUAAAAUGGUUCAUUUUUUUCUUUUUUUCAAUAAGAAAAUCUUAAGUCCAUAGCUCUUCUAAGUUAAUUUGUGGCUCAUUUGCUUUGGUCACUAAACAGUUUUGUGUUAGAACCACCAAAGGUAUAGCUUUAUAAAGUUUCCUUUGACCACUGUCUUCUCCUUACCUUACUACUCCUAUCCUUAAUCUUAAAUUUCUCAUAAUGUGAAAUACAAUAAGAUCCACUUUGCACAGCAUGUGAAUUUCAGGAUACAGUGGUGAUUGUAUCUCUGAAUUUCUGCCUUCCAAAUUAAAAGCCAGACCAUGCUGAUGACCUCAAAGAGCACUGACUGUUAGACAACGGGGGCGAUAAUAUAAUCUGCUUGAAUUGCUUCAGUAACUUGUUUUCUAUGAAACACUUGGGAAAAACUGUCUUUAGGCCAAAAGCAAAGAGCGCAAUUUAUUGAAAGAUGGAUUUUAUCUCUUGAAUAGCAGUCAUAUUAUUAUAAAUUUUGCCAAAAAAGGAAGAAUUUAUGAAAUAUUUAUACUAUAAAAAUGCAAUAACAUUCUACUUGUUUGUUACAUUUAAGUCCUUAUGUAACUGAAUGUUUACAAGCCAAAAAAAUAGUUAUAAUAAAAUGCUGUCACAGACCCAUCACUGUGGCAUUGCCAGAAUACUGCUUGCUUACAAUCUUUAUAGUACAUUUUUGUCACAUAACCUCAGAGUAUCUUUACCAAAGAUUUUUAAAGUAAAUCUCUUUUAAUAUAGACUUAUAUACUUUUAUAUAAUGAAUGUACACACAUACAUAUGCAGAAAUAUUUAGAUUUAGAUUUUUUUCUUUCACAAGGUAUGAUAAGGAAAGGAUCCUGCAAUAUUUUAUUCCAGGAUUUCUUAAAAAUAUGAUUUAUAUUGCUUUCUUGUCUUUUCUAUUAAUCAUUUGACUUUUAAAACAAUGCCAAUCACUCCUUACUGUUUUAGUUACAUGAAAUUUUGCCUAUAGCAGAGAUAUAAAGUUCAUAUUACCUUAAUGAUUAUAAUUCUAUUAUUUUUUGAUAUAUUGUCUUAAUUGUUGACAUUUAAAUUUAUAAAUAAUAGAAAAAAUAGAGUCUAUAAGAGAAUGUUUGUUAAAAAUAUACUGGUUUUAAAAAAUUGUCAAGAACACAAAUAUUUGGUAACUCUGUGUUAACGUAAGAGACAUGAAAAAGGGAAAAAAAACCCACUCUGUCAUGGGCUCUGCAGGCUAUUUCAAAAUCAGAUUUCUUCAUUGCCUGGAUCCCCAGCUCAUGUUAACACAAUGUACAGUCUCAUGUGCAAAUGAAAUUGCCUUUAAAACUUAAAAAUCAGUCACGUGUCCCAAGUAUAAGGCAGCAAGACUUUGAGAUGCUGAAAAUUUCUGCAGCUCAAACAUGUGGGUUCUUUUUCCUGUCAUUAACAAAUUGUUUCUGUAGGAGCAACUUCUCUGAUCAAAAUUACUUCAUUGGGUGUAUGCUGAUGAAUGCAGUGGAGUUAUCAACACUAUAAUUGUUUUGUCACUGUGAAAGAUUCUUCAUAGAUGCUUAUGGUGAUGUCUAAAGUAUGUAAAACUCUAACUACAUUUAAAGAAGUAUUUUCAUUUGGGUCCAGAGGAAGAAAGAGAGCUCUUUUACCAUGGGGCUAUCGUAGAGCGUUUUACGGAAUAUAGACAGGACUCUGAAAACACAACGCCCAACCUUUUUCCUAGUUAGAAAAAUCCUAUUAAUGUGAACCAGCCAGGAAUAACAGUGUUAUUUCUAUUUGAUAUGGUUUGGGCUUCUCUUGUCAAAUCUAUGUCAGCUGCCCCCAUCCCUCCAUUAUCAAGUUUUGAAGGGUGUUGGGGAAAUUAUGGCAGCUGCCAGGAAGAUCAGGGAAACACUGAUGUAACCUCACAGCCUCGCACCAUUCCUCUUGGCUUGGAAAGGCUAUUUUUCCAUAUACAUUUCUAGAAAUAUUGCUAUACUACCUUAGUAUUUCACAUUUGUAGUUUAAACAAGCGAUUGUCCAUCUGUUGCCUACAGCUACACUACAUGUGUGUUAUGAAAUAUGACAGCAUGUUCCAUACCCUGCUUUAGCCAUCUGUGGGGAACCAGUAGGCUGAAAAAGAUAUACCUCUGUGAAAUGUUCCUCGAGUCCUUUUCCUGAGAUUGUUCUUUUGGUGCACUUUCAUGGGAGACAAUCAGCAACAUAUACGCGUAUGUGUGCCUUAUUUUUAAAGAAUCUUCACACUACUAUGAAUAUCCCACUGAAGAACCUGUAGCAUUCACAAUCCCCAAAUCUCAAAGAUAUACUCAUCCAAAAGUCCAACAAAAUCCAGGGAAGUCUGAACUCUUCAUCUUAAUCUAUCCUAAUAGGAUUUCUUUGUCUUUAUCUCUUGGAAGUACCUUAAUGGAUUCCUAAAUUGGGGAAACAUUCUUAUGGCCAUGAAGUGAUGUACUGGAUGUUGUCAGUGAUCAAGUUUGGUGUUACUCUGGUUUUAGUCAGGUAACAAGGACAAGACUUCACCUUGAGCCUUUAACCCUCACUCAGCAUGUCCACUGUUUUUUAAUUGCCAUAGUUUUUCAAUUUAUGUAUUUUUUUUAAUUGAAUAGUGAACGGAACACGAUGAGAAUCCUGGUUCUGAGUCAUCAUGGUGUGACCUUGAACAACUUAACAGGUCGAGUUAUUUACUUGACAGAUAACUAGAAUGACAUUUUUCUCAUGAGGCUGUUGUUUGGUUAGCACACUAUUUGACACUUUUAAAAAAUUAUCUGGUUAAAACUAUGAGACGUGGUGAGAAUUUUUACUCCCUCCUUUUCUUCUUCUUUCUUCCUUCUUUUCUUUCUUACCUCUUUCCUCCCUCCCUUUUUCCUUCCAUCCAUCCUACCUAUUAAUGCUAUCCUGCUUGGGCUUCCCAUAAACAAAUCAAUGUAUUACAAUCCUUAUGGUGUUAUAAUCAUAUUAAGGGAAGAAGAAUACCACAAAAUAUAUGUAGCAAUCGUAAACCCUUCCUUUAAAAGGGCAUAUUUUCCAGAUUGUGUUUAUUCAUAAAAUGAGAUAAUAGAGUCUUUCAGUUUUAUUUUAAUGAGUUUUCAUUAGGCACUCUGAUCACAGAGUCCUUGGCAAAUUCGUUUAUGACUACCCUUCUUUUCUCAGCUAUAUGCAAAGUAAUCUUUCUGAGACUAGGUUAGGUUUUGUUUUUAAUCCAAAGCAUUUUGACCAACAAAACAAGUAUGUGUUUAGUGGUAGCAUGUUAUUUUAUUCCACUGAAACUUGAUAAUUUCUCUUAUGGCAAGGAAAAACUGUUAUCCUUCUGGAAUUCUUAAACAUACCAACAUUUUGCCUAUGACAGUGAUAUUAAAUCUUAACAGUUGAAUCACAAUAUUUUGUAGAGGGGAGUCAGCACCAAAGCUUUUCCUGGAGCACAGAUUACAAGCCUGCUUAUAAAAAGCAACCUGAGAACAAGAAGUCCGGGUCCCUCCUUGAAGCAUUUUGUUAAAAUUUGGGUCUGAGAUUCUUUUGAAGUCUGGCUAAUACUGUUAAAAAUUUUUUUUAAAAAAAUAGGCCCUUUGUUUGUUUGGAAAAGGCUGGUAACUCUAAGAAUAUAUUUCCAGUUUGGGUUUCUAUCCUCACUUCCAUUUUCUAUAAGUUUUCACAGGGUUGACACUGAUUUUCCUAUUUGGGAGGGUCCCAUAUGAAGAAAAUAAAACAUACUUAAUUCAAUACGUAAAUGAAAUUACCAAGAAUUAAUGACAGUCUCAGUGAGUAUGUUGUUUUGAUACAUAGACAGAGUUGUUGUUUUUGUUUUUGUUUUUGUUUUUCCUAACCUGCCUCCAGAAGAGUCAGAUUCAGGAAGAGGAGGAAUUUGAUACAAGGGGCAAUCUAUAAUUAAAACUACGACAACAGAGUUCCUGUAUCGUGUAACUGAGAAUUUUCAUAAGGGUUUUAGGGAUCAGCAGUUGUAGUUAUUUAAACAGGUAAAAUAUUUAACUUUCCAACUUUAUGAGGUGUUUAAAAAUCACUAUAGCUAACCCUAUAUUUUCCCCUUGUCAGAAGAGAGUAAAAGGAGAGCACUGCUUGUCCCAUGGCAUGACCAUAACUACACCUGAACUUUUAUAAUACAUGACCUCUCAUCCCCUCUGAGAGGGGCGUAUAGCUCGCCUCUUUCUGAGGUGAUGACACAUAUUCUGACAUAGUCUUAGGCAAACUGUACUACAUGCUAAGCAUCUGCGUGGGUUAAAGGGUUUUGUUUUCAUACAUUCAAUGUUUUAUCCUUUUUCAGUGUACUUACCUGGUGAGCACAAGAAGUAGCAGGUUUUUUGGUCUGUGGUUCUCUCGUUCAAAUCUAAUCGUCCACUUUCUGUGAUGUCUCACCUAAAUACUAUGAUUGAUUUGUACUAGUUUUCUCUUUUUAGGUGCAAACACAGAAAACUAAUUUUAUCUUACUAACUUGAAAAAUAAAUAUAAAAUGACAUAUUUUCCCUUCACUAUAGAAAGGAAGGAUACAUUCCUUUCUCUAUUUUACUUUCCUGACCUCUGUGCAAAAAGACUUUAUUUUAGUUAUCCAACAUGCAAGUAGUUUAUUUGAGGGGAAUUGUGUGAAAGAUGCAUUUUUACUAAACUCAGUGGCAUUUUCCCUUUGAAGUUACAAAAAGGUUAUUAAAAUCUUUGCUCUUUAUUUCUGAUUAUUUAAUGUACAGCGGUCUCUAACCCCACUAAUAAAUAUCUCUAUUUCCAUCCUUUGUUAUCAACAAAAAUUAAUAUUCUAUAAGUAGGAAGGCAUACUAGAAAGGAGGAAACCCUACAGCUAAUUCCUCUGUAAAACUAUAGAUGAUUUCAUUAAUACUUUCCUACUGUAUAUCUUUGUUAAUUUUCCAAGGUACUCAUCCUUUUAGGGGCAAGAGAAAACCUCAUUUAUCUAACUAUGAUAGAUGUUUACCUAAUCUUCCCUAAUAGGAGCUUUAUUAAACAACCCACAAAUGUGUUCAGUCAACUUGGCACUGAACAUAACUUCUAAUUCUGCUCUCAACCCCUGGAAUAGAAUGACUUACCAAGAAUGAGACUGGUGUCGCUAUGUCACCUUGUAUUCUAUACCAGUUUGGAGGGCUAUCGCUGACCCCAGCCGCCAGGGCUAUUUGUAGACAAACACAGAAUCAUGAAGCUUUAAGGUUCUGAAUCCUUUCUGUUAUUUUCCUGACAUGCCACCAUCCCACAUCUCAGACCUGCUAGUAUGUAGUACUGCUUACAGCAGUCCAUUCUACCAUCAAGGCAACUCUCCUACAAAAGUUCUUCUUUAUGUUAAACAAAGAUCUGGCUGUAGAGCUAUGCAAAGCAAUUCUAACAUCUAAAUCUUUGCCUCCAGGUCAGAUAUCAAUAACUGUUUUAACUUUUCCUUAUUUAUUGACGUGGUGUCAAGUCCAAACACCUUUCUGCUUUUCCUUUGAACAGUUGGACCUAAAAAUGUUUUCUAAUUUUAUUUCAAUCUACUGGGUCAGGCUAGGUGAAAAUACUUUCUUCAGUGUUAAAAGUAAAUAGAAUUUGAAUCACCCAAAAGAAACUGACAUUCAAUGUGAAUAUUUCUCCCAAGGACUCAGACCCAGGAGAGUGAAUGCGAGAUGAGGAUAGAUCUCGCUUGUGUAUAAAACAGUAGUCCUCUUACUCUAUGUCCUGUACUGUUUUGAUGUUGCCACAUUCAAAGUCAUUCUGAAUCCAAGAGCUAGUACAUAUGCCAUCCGUUAGAUGCCCACUUCUAGGUAGAUGUUCAUAAAUUCUCCUCAAUCCUUUCUUUCCCUUUGCCCCAUCCUCUCAAGAAUAAGACAGUUCUAGUCCAUGUUCCCAUACCAAAUAUACUAAAGAGUCCUUGAUACUUUAUAGGUUAAACAUAAAUACUUACUGACUGACUGGUUUGGAGGGUCAGUUCCAUUUUUCUGGGUUCAAUUGUUUGUACCCAGAGAUGUUGCACUUUAGACCAAGUGAGCAGCUUCCCUACAUGAUCGAUUAGAUAUUGUGUCUAGGAGUUCAUAUUUUCUCUUCACUUUUGUCUUUCUCACAUCCUUAUCCUUUACUCAUUUGUUUAAUUUCCUAAUCGCUGUAAUAGAAUCAGCUCCUAACUUUGGUUCCAGCUCCUAAGUAACUUUGAUUCAGGCUAAGUACAAUAAGAUCAAAUAGGCUCAACGUUACUCCACAGGAAGAAAUCUAGUGACAGGAAGAAUACUUCUUUCCAGUACCAUCAAGGAGGCUUCAUGGAGGAGUGAAAUUUAGUAAGAAAUCUUGAAUUGAUGCAUUGUCUUGAUUUAGAGUUGAGGGAAGAAUAUUUCAGGCACCAGAAACAACAGAAAGCAGAGGCUACAUUCAGUGAAGACCCUCUACUUUAUGUAUCACAGAUUCUGGAAUUUCCUUAACAAGAAGCAAAGGCUUCCAGAUAUUCAGGGUCAAUGGGAAGAAAAAGGCAUAAAGGAAGGCUGAUUCAAUUAUUUGCAUUUUCAUCUGAAGAUAGUAUGAGUUGCCCAAAUGUAAUACAACACAAACAGUGUGAACAGGAAGCUUUAUUCAUAAGAUACAAAAUGUACAUUCUGACUGGCUCAUAACUACGUACUUCACUCUUGUAGCAAACAUACCUACCUGUCUUUUGAACCCCUGCAAGAGAAUGAGCAAAGCCCCCCUAUUUUCCUAUUGCUUCUAGGUCACAAUCAGAAAAGACUCCAUAGUCACCUCUUCCACUUAGUGUUAAAAUUCCCUGACAGAUUCAUUGCAAAGUGAUAAUCCAGACUCUGCUUAAACAUCGGCAUCCAGGAGCUCGUUACUUUCAGCUCUUCCGUUUCCUCCAUCACACUUUGUUCUAAGUUCCCUCUGACUCUGAAAGAGAACGAGCCUUCAUGGCUUAUGUUCUCCUUGGUGCUACACAAGAUUAAUCCUUACUACAAAAUAAAAUGUUGAUUUUUACCUGAUUAUAAAAAAAAAAUCUUUAGACAUCCUUAAAAAUAGUCUGAAGGAUUUUCUGAGAGUCAGGUUUUAGAAUUUAUGAGUUGCUUGUUGUUUUUACUUUCUUAUUCAAAAGACAAACUGUUCUGCCAGUUGUUAUGUAGCUUUAUGCCUUCCCCCCCAUACCUAUCCCAUUAAUGAUACACUCCAGUUAACUGGCCUGCUGAUAAUGACCUUAAAAUGUUGGGAAAUGUCAGUAUGUGAUCUUCAAUUCUAACAAGGAAAAAGUUAAAAGCAAAAGAUAGUGCUUCUGUUAAAACUCAUUACCUCUGGCCAGUUCUGUGCAAAAGGAAAUCUUUCUUGAGCCGGAAGGAGCUAUAGUACAUUAUAGUUUUAUGUAGAAAAGUAUAAAUGCUUUCAUAAUUGCCCUGGGUUGCUAUUUAGUUUCAAUAGUAUUUCUUGGUCUUUGGCAGGACAAAGCUUGCAGCUUCUUCCACCCCAUUUCGGAAUUAGAAAGCCCUAUCAGCAGAACCUGUCAUCAGUCUCCUGGGCAGGACCUGGGGGUGGCUUUCUGAGGUCUAAAAUAAUAAUUCCUAAGAGAGCUUACAAACUGCUUUCACACAUAAAACAGCCCUGAGAGGAAAGUUAUUAAUAGCCCUACCCUAGAAGAGAAAGUUGCGGCUCAGAAUCGUUAAGUGACUUGCCAAGGGCGAUACAGCUGGUAAGUGGCAGUUUGGGAUGGACCCCGAUCUUGCAAGUCCAGUGCUCUCUCCAGUGGCCACUGCCAGGGCACAGAAUACCUCAGAGCACAGUAUGUGUUUCUCACAGACUAAAGUACCCCCUGUUCGAAGGCAUCCAAGGAAAUUCACACAGACUUUUUAGCUAUCAGGUGGCCAAUCCACAUGGGCACUGUCGGAGACCAUUUAGAGCUGGCAUACCUAUUGUGUCAUCUUGUGGGAAACUACUAGGUAGUCUGUCUGAUGGACACUGUGAUGAAGUCAGUGGGGAAAGGCCACCGCUAAGAACAAACAACUGUGGCACUGAAGCACACUGCAGCACAUUGCCCCAGAGAUAGUGGGUUUACUUUACAUUAACUGAAAAACUCUCUGGGACUGUGAGAUUCAGAAUAUCAACAAGACCCUGUCACUUAGAGUUCAGUGGAGUGCACAGGUGACUUGAUCUUAAGACGUGUGUCUCUCCUGUGGGCCACAGUGUAUGCCCCACAGAGGCCAAAACUACUGUAGGUAAACAAUGCAUCUUAUUCUCUCUCUCAGUGCACAUUUAUUGAGGCCCCCCCCCAUUUUCUGUGUCACUGUAUCAUGCAGUCCCAAACCAGUCCACCAACCCAUGAUCUUAAGAUGUCUGUGAACAUAUGCUGUGGGACUGAUGGCGGUUCUGAGAUUUGACCUUUGCCAUUAGCUAGAGCAGGCUUCAGGGGCUGUAGUAAUUUUGUGAUUUUGUGCAUGCUCUCAUGGGGACUUUGGUCCUGUGUAUUUCCAGUACACUUACUGGGAAGCCUUUGUAUUAUUCUGGAAGCUGCUUUGCAUGGCAGUUCAACAACGACUGUUCCUUCUCUUGAGCUGGGUCUCUCAGGAAGCUGUGCCUUUUGAUGUGUGCUCUUGGGAUUUUAUUUCAUCCUAUUUCUCUCUUAUAGUUGUUUGGCUUUCGGUUAAAAUCUGUGAACUGAUUGAAAAUAUUCUUUCUUCAUCUGAGUUAAAUCUACUGCAGGAAACUUUUAAAAUGACCUUAUCUAUUCAGCUUUCUAGGCAUUUUCCCUCCCUAGAGUCUACCAUCCAUCAUGCUAGUCUCAUCAUCUAUCUGCUUAUUCCCUGGGAUUAGUGAGGGUCAAGUUAAAUAACAAAUGGCCUCUUACCUCUUUCCAAUCUUCAUACCUAGGAAAUAUAGGAGUGGCUGGAGGGGCCAGCAGGGACAGCAGAGUACUAACCUUGGUUGAGAUGGCAACAUCCAGAGUCUGGAAAAGUGCCCCAUUUUCUAUGAGGUUUGAUAAAUAUUAUGGCUGAUGGAGUGAAAAACGAUGUAGAAUAGAUGGAGUACCCCUACCCAGGAGGGAAUUAAUAGAAGCAACAUUUUGAGAACUUCUCGGAAUUACCUAGGUGAGUACGCCUGAGUAGAGACCCACUUGGGUGGAACCUGUGACAUCUUAUUCGAGGAAAUAAAAGUACAGUGAGACAGUGGAUAUGAAAAAGCAGCUCUUUAACAAAAUAAAGAGUGCCACAAACCCCGAUAUACCUUUACAUAAUGUAAAGAAAAUUAUCAAUAAAAAAUUGUUUUCCUCCAUUCUAUACAGCAUAGUCCCCAAUAUUUAGGGGAAAUACAAUGGUGUUGUCCUUAAAACACACCCAAGCGUGUGCAUGCACGCGUGCGCACACACUCACAUGCACACACAUCUUCCAAGAAAGCUGAUCUUUCAAAAAAGAAACUUAUUUUUAAACACUUGGGUUUUUCAGGCCAGAAAAUUAAUAAUUCCUAGACCUGACCCAUUUUUGUAGCUGCCAAAAAAGAAAAGAGAAAGUUAUUUAAAUUUUGUAUGGAUCCAUUUAUCUCUUAAAAUAUUCCAAAGGAAUUUGAGGUGGGGAUGGAAACUAAUGUAGUUAUCUCUCCUGCUCGAUUCAUUCUUUAUAUUUCUAUUUGUUGGGAAGAAGGUCAAGAACUAUUCUUGGGCCAUUAUUACUGAUGUGUUGUGUUGCCACUUUGUACAGUGCCUGCUUUGCUUCGCACCAAGGCAUAGGAUUAGUAGUUGCUUUCUUGACUCCAUUUCCUCUAUUAGGAAAGAGUAAAUAUUAAGCCUGAAUGUCUUUUUCCUCACCACAUUAUUUAACUCCAUUUCUGAACUAGUUUACAAAAAGCGAAAUAGAGAAAGCUAGGUUUUUUGGAUACAUUUCUCCCCCCACCCCCUCCGGGAGACUUAUGUAUAUAAGGGGAAAAAAAAUAUCCAGUCCCUUCUCUGUUGUUCUCCUUGGGUGACAAUUGAUGAUCACUUAUUAAUAAUAUUCAACCAGAAGCAGAAGAAACGCCUAGCCAGGUUAUGAUAUAUCUGCCAGCGUGUUUCAUUCCUUCAAACACAAACUUGGAGAGGGAAAGGGAUUUUUAUAAUCUAAAUAAUCAACAGUAGGAAUGGCCUCAUAUUUUAACUUUCAAAUAAUAAAGCCAAGCUAAUAUUUGGGUAGUGUCUGCAUUUUACUAAUUCUAUAUAUCUUCUAGUUAAUUGUUAGAUUAAUGUCAAGUACAUCAACGAAUCAGGGUAUAAUUGCCAAAAAAUGUUAAAGUGCCUUAGACCUCUCUCACUAGGUAGCAAAUUAAAACUGGUGUAGACCAUGCCAGCUUUCUACCCAAAUUCAAAUGUCUGAAACAUCAAGGAGGUGUAUCUUUGAUGAAAAAGAUUUAGAACCCUGGAUAGUAUAUCUUGUUACCAAUAGCUUAUAAUGAAGUAGUUGCAAAAUCUUUUUCAAUUACUUUCUUUUACUACCCAUUUAUUCUCUUGGGAAAGUUGAUGAGCGAGUUAUCCAAGAAUUAUUUCCCAUUAAACAAAGAAUUUCCUCCCUAAAAAUCUGAAUUAUGCCCUCAUUCUUUUUCAGGAAACAUAUCAAAGAACAAAUGGAAUUAAAGAUGCCACUUAAUGGUCUGAUUCCUUAGAGUGAAAAAAAUGAUCAUGUGAUUUAAUAUUGGUGAAACAAAAAUGUAAACUUUGAUGAAAAAUUUCCACAGCUGAAUGUUGUGUUGAACUUUUACCAUGCUAUCUGUUCAGUGGACUGCUUUGUUUUUUGUUUGGUUUUGUAGUUUAAACUUCAAUUUAUCAUUAGUUUAACGAAUUUGGGGCUCUCUCUCUCUUUACUGGGAAUAUGUGCAAUCAUGAGACACACCCAAAAAAAGGAAGGGAAAGAACUUUCUGAGUAGCAAAGCUGUGCCAUGAAAUAGACGUGACAUGAAGAUGCAGAGCCUGAGGAUAGUAAUUUUCUCUGAGCCUCACACACAAGUUUUUAUUUCAUGGCUUUGUCACAGGCUUUUCUCCUUCUGUGCUGUCACCUUUGAGAAAAGCAAUUGCACCUUCUCCAAGUCUGCCUUUUUAACAGCUACAGUUGAGUUGGCAAGACUUCCCCAGUUCUGAAUAUAGCCAUUUGCCGACUCCGGCCUCUUUGCGAGACUGAGUCAAAUCUGUGAUCUUCUGUUCAGCAAACACAUCAGCAAAGUGAGAAGAUGAGGCCUAAAUAUAGGCUCUAUUAACUAAACUUUUAGAUUUACUGCCUUCAAAAAGUGCCUGUUCUGAGAAACAUAAGCGUUAUUCUUACAUAUGUAUGUACACACGGUACCCAGAGUCCUACUGUGCAGCCUUCAGAAACAUACCAUCCAAAGGAGUAGGUGCUGAGAUAAGGAAACCUUGCCAAGUGGAAGAAAGUCACUCAUUUCCAAUCUCCCCUGUGGAGUGACACCGUGAAAUGGGCUGCAGACACAUUCCCUGAGCACUCCUUGCUGAUACAGCCAGUUUCUAUUUGUAUCCUACUGGAUGGUGGCAUAUUGCUGAGGUUUCCUGUACUCUGCUUCAAGACAGUGUAUGCUUUAUGGAAUUGGAACAUUUAGCCAGGGGGGAAAAAAAACUGUUGGAGAGAAUAGAGCCAGGUCCUGUCUUAGGAUAUGUGUCAUAUGUAUGUUUUAUAAACUAAGCAUUUGGUGGGUUUAGAAUGUCAGCACAUUUCUUCUCCUUUUAUCUCUCAGGCUAACAUCAGUGAAAACUAAAGAAAAGUCUUGGCUGUGAGGAUUGGAGGCUCAGGGGGCCAAAUGUCCUUGCCAGAUCCUUAGAACAUCUUUACUUUGACUCCUAAAAAUAGUAGCACAUGCUAUUUAAUUGCUUUUGUUUCCG